Anopheles stephensi (Asian malaria mosquito) is the source of this 6780-nucleotide messenger RNA. It is a transcript of the gene yata, whose product is annotated as N-terminal kinase-like protein. The coding region runs from base 391 to 3093 and encodes 900 amino acids. The transcript is spliced from 12 exons. Lineage: Eukaryota; Metazoa; Arthropoda; Insecta; Diptera; Culicidae. The record is from RefSeq and is a predicted model, not a curated record. Gene Ontology annotation, molecular function: protein kinase activity; ATP binding. Gene Ontology annotation, biological process: protein phosphorylation.
UCUAGAAAAUUUUCAUGUUCGCCGUAGCCAGGGGAAAACUGCGAAAACACAAAACACGAUACGUAUUUGCAUUACCCACAAAGUCCUGUGCAGAACCGAGCAAAAGCGAAAUUUUCAUCGGGUUUUUUUCCUAACAGCACAAGAAAAUUCUCCACCGCACGCGUACGAAUCGGGUCUGGGUUGGUUCGGCAAGCAGUGGUGAAAGGGGGGGCGCGGAAGCGAGAGCAUCCGUCCGACUGCACCAUCGCCACCGUCGCGUAUCGGGUUUGCUCCUGCUGGAAACCCCCUGACCGAAACCGAAAGCCCCAUACCGAUCCUUAAAAACCACACAGCUAGUGGGGGUGUUUAUUGGGUUGGCGGACGUGCGUUCCUGUGUGUGUUCGGUGCGUUAUGUGGUCCUUCUUCUCGCGCGACUCGUCCAAAGACUUUCCGUACGAGAUCGGCGAACAAGUGCAACAGUUUGACACGAAAAGCAUCUGGAGUCUGCACCGUGGCAAGCGGAAAGGUACGAACGAUGAGGUGUCCGUCUUCACGUACGACAUCAAGAACGGGUCGGACGUUAAGCUCGAGCUAGCGAAGGCCGCACUGAAGCGGCUGAAAACGCUGCGCCAUCCGAGCAUCCUGCAGUUUUUGGACUGUCUGGAGACGGACAAGGUGCUGUACGUGGCGACCGAACCGGUCGAACCGCUCGGUACGCACAUCGGCAAGCUGGCGGCGGAAGGACCGCAACGGGACCUCUACCUGGCCUGGGGUAUCUUUCAGAUCACGCGUGCACUAUCGUUUCUCAACAACGAUGGCAACCUGCGACACAACAACGUAUCGGUCUGGUCCGUGUUCGUUAACACGUCCGGCGAAUGGAAGCUGGGCGGGCUGGAGUACGUAUCCUCGACCGAGCUGCCGGUCGUACCGCCGAUCAAAAUACCGCCCUCGCUGGAAAUUUACGAUCCGCCGGAAAAGAGUGACCCGAACAAGCUCAAAACGGCCACCAAAUGUUCGAGCGAUAUGUGGGGCCUCGGCUGUCUGGUGUGGGAAUCAUUUAACGGGCCGCUGAAAACGAGAGGCAACCUGAAAAACAUUGAAGGCAUCCCAAAAUCGUUGGCCCCCUUGUACUGUGAGCUGGUCGGGGCAGCACCCGCGAGCCGACCAAAUCCUGCCGACGUAAUUACCAAAUGCCGCAAACCGGGAGGAUUUUUCAAAAACGAUCUAGUGGACUCGCUACUGUUUCUGGAGGAAAUUCAGAUCAAGGACAAGGUGGAAAAGAUGCGAUUUUUUAGUGCACUUACGGCACAGAUAGACAACUUCCCGGACAAUGUUUGCAGGCACAAAAUUCUUCCCCAACUAAUAACGGCCUACGAGUACGGAGAUGCCGGAUCAGCGGUGUUAGCCCCAAUGUUUAAGCUCGGACGUUUGCUCGAAGAAGCCGAAUAUCAGAAGCGUAUAGUGCCAUGCGUUGUGAAGCUGUUUGCAUCGACCGAUCGCGUUACGCGGUCCCGCUUGCUGCAGCAGCUCGAUCUGUUUAUCUCGCACCUGCAGCCGAACGUGGUGAACGAUCAAAUAUUUCCCCAAAUAGCGCACGGCUUUCUCGAUACCAAUCCAACCAUUCGGGAGCAAACCGUGAAAUCAAUCAUCCAUAUAGCACCAAAACUAAAUUACAACAAUUUAAACGUUGAAGUACUGCGCCAUUUUGCCCGGCUUCAGUCGCGAGACGAUCAGGGCGGCAUUCGAACGAACACGACGGUGUGUCUAGGUAAAAUUGCACCGCAUCUACAUCCACAGGUCCGACAACGCGUGCUGGUGUCUGCAUUUAUACGAGCGAUGCGUGAUCCGUUUCCACCGUCGCGUGUCGCUGGUAUACUGGCGCUCGCCGCUACCCAGCAGUACUUUCUGCUGAACGAGGUUGCCAUCCGCAUACUGCCCGCCCUGUGUCCGCUCACGAUGGACCCGGAGAAAUCGGUACGCGAUCCUGCCUUCAAAACGCUGCGUGGAUUCCUCGGCAAGCUGGAAAAGGUGUCGGAAGAUCCGAGCCUGCGCGAGAGUAUGGAGGCUGACGUCCAUACGGCUACCCCGUCGCUAGGUAAUGCGGCCGCAACCUGGGCCGGAUGGGCAGUGACAGCCGUUACCGCCAAAUUCUACCGCAGCCAAAGUGACACGGCCCGGCCGAGGCCACCACUAACGGGUAAAACAUUGAGUAAACCUGCUUCUUUGGAGCAACCUUCAAGCAGCAGCAUAUCAACUACGACCAGCAGCGUUACGUCGAUGACCUCGCUAGAGCACGAAAGCGCUGACACCUCUGCCUCGGCAAGCGAUUACGGGCCCGACAAUUGGGAUCAGGAAAACUGGGGCGAUAUGGACACUUCACAGGAUCCGAGCAGUCCAAUGGCGGGCACGUCUAAUCAGCUUACCGCGAACCUAAACAUGGUCGGAAGCGUUAGCGAUAUGCGCGACGGCUGGGAUAAUGAAGACUGGGGAAGCCUCGAGGAAGAUCCGAACGAAACCGAACUGAAUGAAAAGGACGAAGAUGAACACAAUCGGGCACAGCAGAAGGAAGCGUCGCAUAUGGCACACCCGUCCGCAAUGCUAUCGCACGUCGGUGCCUCGAUCAACAGUGGUGGUCGUGGGGCUGGUGGCAGCAGCAGUAGCAACAGUACCACCACCAACAACACGACCAGCUCGUCCGUGACGGACAGCAGCACGGUAAAGGCUAGCAGCAACAACAGCAGCAGCAGCAGCAGUACGUGCACCAGCACCAACACCAGCAACAGCAACAACAACACCAUAGCGAAUCAUAUCAGCAGCCCUAGCAAAAUGAUCGCACUGAAGAACAUGAACAAUCUGCUCAACACGGGCAGCAGUAACAGCAAUCAACUGACUGGUUGGAACAAUGGGGGCGGCGGUGCGGCUGGCGACGGAUGGGGCGACGGUGAAUUUGAAUCGCUCGACGAACCAAGCGCGGGCACGAACGCGAAAAUGGACGAAGCGCGCCGAAAGCGGGAGGAGAAAAAAAUGCAGCGGCAACGCGAGCUGGAAGCAAAGCGAGCCGCCCGCACCGGUUCCGGCGGUGGCCCGAUGAAGUUAGGUGCCAAAAAAAUUUAAUCCGUACGGCGUACUGCUCUCGAUGAUUGGGGCGGUCCCUUCCGUCUCCAGGUGCGUUGCACGCCAACCGUCCGGUGCGUGUGGCAGGGUUCGUGCUAGGAAAAGGAUACGUGCAGGCUGCAGAGCAGCAGUAGAGUAAUUGGAAAUUGUAAAACGAAAAACCACAAACCCCAUAACCCCGAACCGGCGGACAUAACAAAUAUCCUAGUAUGCAGUUGUCCGUGUCCGGGCGUGUGUGUGUGUGUGUGUGUGUGUUGCGAACCAGAAACAAAAAGAAAAACCCAUUGCACCUUUCCCCGUACGGACGGAUAGCGGUGCGUAACGAAAACUCGAAAUUCUCGUAAAAGCCUUUUUAGAUGAUAACGAUUGAUACGAUCUUCAAACCGUAUGGGUUUCACACAAUUAUUCAGGAUGUGGGCUAACUCAUCCGGUGAUCGGUGUUUCUUGUCCGGUUAGGUUUUUUGCCAUGCUUUUUGGGUUUUUAAUUCCCUUCCCCACCCCCCCCCCACCCCCCACAACCCCUGUUUUUCAAAUUACCUUAACAUAUUGUAGCGGGUAUGUACCGGUCUUUCAUAUAUACACAAUUGGAUACUCAUAGAACAAGAUGUAUGUAUGUAUGGAUGUAUGUAUGUGUGUGUGUGUACGUACGUGUCUUCUGAAGCGAGAUGGGGCUAGGGCAGAUAGCGAUAGCGAACCGAGUGGUAGCGCGCUCAAUUUGCGUUUUUGGUGCACCCAUUGCCAACAUGCAAUGGGGGAAAAAAAUAGUAUUUGUUUUCGUAUAGCAAAGAGGAAGAAGAAUAUGCAUUCCAGUGAGAAUGGUUUACGCACGAUCUAUCUAAAUAUACAUAUGAAACGACCAUUACCACAUGCAUUCGCCAUGAUUAUGCGGCCAAUUUUCCGGAUCGGCUACGGAACGACCCACACGCCGGAGUUUUUUUUUUGGUUGGCGACUGCAGAAGCAGAAUACAUAUAAACUUACAGAAAAAGGAAAAACACAUCUAGCGUUUACCCCCUCCACCCGCGAGGCACGGGCAAGGCGUGUGGGGAAUAAAAAGAAAAUUACGUCAAGACGAGUGAAUAGCUUUAAUAGAAAAUAUACGAAUUUAUAUAAUGUGUCGGUUAAAAAACACGGUGUGUCAUAAGAAACGAGAAGAAAACCCCCCCCAAAAUGGCCGUUGAUUGUGGAAAAAAACGAUGAUGGAAAAAAACGCCCCCCCCCCCCCCCCCCGGGGAAAAACGUUGCCACACUGCUCGCUCCAAUCACGAUAUUCCUUAGAGGGAAAGUGUUUUCCUCACGAUCUGUUUUUCCUGUUUUUGUAAUACGUAAAUGUACACUACUACUAAUACUACUACUACUACCAUUGCUUAGUUACUAGCCAGCAGCAGCAGCAGCAGCAGCAGCAAUGAAAAUGUGCGUCACUUGCACAACUGUAAGCUGUUUGGACAGAUAAGAUGCCAGUACGGAGGAUAACAGUAUGCUCCUCUUUUAUUUAUUUCUAUUUUCUGUCGACAAUCUUACCACGCAUACCGGAAAUAAGCAGCCAAACAGGGUCGCCAAGAUGGUCAUUCUACCUGUCAUUAGUGUUGGUGUCAAGUAGUUCUUUUCCAAGAGUAGAGGGAAGCUGCUAGCAUGUGAAAGGUGAAGCCUCCCGGUAGCUCCGGUAGCUUACUGAGGGUUAAGACCUAGAGGAAUACGAGAACCUAUCUAAUGAGGGUGAAGAGUUCGAAGAGUUCGAAGAGCUAUCUCAUUUGGGCGAAGAUUUUGAAGAGCACCCUAGUGAGGGCGAAGAUCUUAAACAGUGUAAAGAGCUAGCUCAGAAGGUUGAAGACUUCGAAGAGUGCGAAGGACUAAUUCCUAGGGACGAUUAGCUCGAAGAACGCGAGGACCUAUCUCAUGAGGGCCAAGAUCUUGCAGAGCUGCGAAGACCUAUCUCAUGAGGAUGAAGAGUGCGAAGAGUUCGAAGAGCUAUCUCGUGAGGGCGCAGAUUCUGAAGAGCUCUCUCAAAGAGCUAGCUUAGAAGGUUGAAGAUUUCGAAGAGUGCGAAGGGCUAACUCCUACGGACGAAUAGCUCGAAGAACGCGAGAAUCUAUCCCGUGAGGGCGAAGAUCUUGAAGAGGUGCGAAGACCUAUUUCAUGAGGUUGAAGAGCUCGAAGAGUUCGAAGAGCUAUCUCGUGAGGGCGCAGAUUCUGAAGAGCUCCCCAGUGAGGGCGAAGAUCUUAAGCAGUGCAUAGAGCUACCUUAGUAGGUCUAUCUCAUGAGGAUGAAGAGUGCGAAGAGUUCGAAGAGCUGUCUCUAUUCUCAGUAAAAGCGCAGAACUUUAAUAGUGCAAAGAGCUACCUUAGAAGGACGAAUACUCCUAAGGACGAAUAGCCCGAAGAGCGCGAGGAUCUAUCUAAUGAGGGCCAUCAUCUUGUAGAGUUACGAAGAGCUACUUUGGGAGCUUCAUAGGAGAACUUCCUUCUGCGGCAAUCCCUCUUUGACGCAAGUCUUCUCGACCCUGUUGAGACUAUGUCAGACAAGAGUGUGGAGCUACCAUUUUUGAAAUAGAAAAGCGCGCUCAGAUCUCUCAACUUACACUGAGGUGAGGCCUCCCGAUAGCUUGCGAGCUCACUAUCCCUACACAAGCUCCACUAGUAUUCUUUAUGUUUCCUUCCCUUCUUUACCGAGGAAAACCAAAGCUAAAAAUGAGUGAGCGAGAGACAGAAAGGAGGAGGGGAUCGCGUGAGUGUUCAUGGAAAUGAUUUACUUGAAAUCUGUCUAAUAGUAGUAUACGCUAGCAUGCUGUAUGCGCCAGACAUCAGCAGUUUGACCACUCCCUUUAGAACAUAUGGCUGUAGUUGCCCAGCAAUGUUCUACAUUGCGAUGCUUAAGGGUGGAUUACUUGGACAAGGAAUUCUGGCAGGAGGACUCUACAGAUCAAGAAGAAGACCCUCUCUCCCAAACUUGUAUCAUUUAUACUAACCGAUGCUAGCAAUCAAUUUCCUUCUUUUUUUUUGUGCCACGAUGUAGCUCCUUCGAGCUAAGCUUGCUGCCUCUCGGAGCGCAGUAACGCAUCACCGAACCGUUCUUUCCUUGCGAUAUUAACCGUACAGCCUGAGAGUUGGACUCUCGCACACUCGCACACACUAUUAGUAGCCCCUAGUAAUGCUGGUUGUAUUAUACUGCAUUAGAUACACACAUAUAUCGAUUUUCUCGAGACAGUGUGGUGAGUGAUACACUCUCUCUCUCUCUUUCUCUCUCGGGCUGAGCCAUGGCAACAACUUGUGUUGUCGAUCAGGAUGGCUUUUUGUUAUACUUUUUUGUAUUAUUCUCUCUCCCUCUUACAUCCUUCCUUUGAGAUAUAUCUCCAUCGAUUAAUAUUUGCAUGAUGAAUGGGCGAUGGUGGAGCAGAGAGAGGGAGAGAGAGAGAGAGAGAGAGAGACCGACGAGACAACGCGCAUCGGAUGAAUCAAUUUCUAGAUAGGUAGAGUAAUCGAUUCGAGACGAAAUCAUAGCUAGAGUAAAAUUUAAAAGAAAACCAACAAAACUACUAAUCAAGCACCUUUAGCAGACAACAAAAACUUUUAAAAGUAACAGUGCACCGACUACGUCAACGUCAUUAAAGAAAAAGUGGAAAAGCAAAACCAGCAACAACAACAACAAAAAAAAAACCCAAUAAAGCAGGAAAAUACUGUAACUAAUCGCA